Molecule: messenger RNA, 1440 nt
Organism: Phytophthora sojae
Lineage: Eukaryota; Oomycota; Peronosporomycetes; Peronosporales; Peronosporaceae
Exons: 3
Coding region: 1-1440 (479 amino acids)
Biological process (GO): cell motility
Cellular component (GO): motile cilium; microtubule; Golgi apparatus
Molecular function (GO): microtubule binding; small GTPase binding
Source: RefSeq, a predicted model, not a curated record
AUGGGGCCCAAGAAGAAGGAGAAGAAGGGAAAGAAGGGCAAGAAGGAGGAGGAACCCCCGCCGGAGGAGCCCUCGGAGUACGACACGAUGGACGUGCCGAUGCUCAAGGAGGUGAUUCAGAUGCUGCGGCAGCAGCUGGAGAAGGCCCAAGUGGACCGCAACUACGUGCAGCACGAACGCGACAUGAUCGAGUCGUUCUACGAGAUCACCAAGCAGGAGAUCCAGGACCACGAGAACCAGAUCAUGGCCAAGGACCGCGAGAUGGAGGUCAUGGAGGACAACCACCGCGUCGAGGUGCGCGUGUACGUGCAGAAGGUCAAGCAUCUCGACUACGAGCACAAGAACAACCUCAAGCGCGUGCAGGCGGACGGCACGGGCCACCUGGACGAGGAGCGAGACCUGCACGAGCACCGCGAGACCGUGCUGCGCAGCACCAAGCAGUCACUCAAGCUCGAGCUCAAGGAGCGCGACUUGUCCAACGAGGACGAGAUCGAGCAGAUGAAGCAGGCGCACGAGAAGAACCUCAUGAAGCUGCGCGAGCAGUUCGAGAAGAACAACGCGGCACUCGAGGCCCGCUGCCAGCAGCGGCUGCGCGAGCUGCAGGAGUCGCUCGAGCUGCGCCGCAAGGUCGACAUCCACGAGAUCGAGGAGCGCAAGAACCUGCACAUCAACGACCUGAUGAAGAACCACGAGAAGGCCUUCACGCAGAUCAAGAACUACUACAACGACAUCACCAAGGACAACCUGCGGCUCAUCGACUCGCUCAAGAACGAGAUCGCCGCCAUGAAGAAGAAGGCGGCGGCCAACACUAAGCUCAUGCACGACGUAUCGCAAGAGAACAAGCGUCUGUCCGAGCCGCUGGCUGCUGCCAUUCAGGAGGUUGAGCACCUCCGGCACGAGCUCAAAGACGAGCAGAAGGACAAACUCUCGCUGCGCAACGCCAAGGCGCGGCUGCUCUAUCUGGCGCAGCAGGUGCACGACCUCAAGCAGCGGCAGGCGGAGCUCACGACCAAGUACCGCACCAUGGAGUCGGACCGCAACGCGCUGUACGACACGUUCGAGCACACGGUGCAGACCAUCCACAAGAAAGGCGAGUGCAAGAACCUCAUCCUGGAGCAGCGUCUCGCCGCCAUGGACGAUCAGCACGCGCGCAAGGGAGCUCAACUGCAGGAGAUUCUGCUCGCUGCCAACCUCGACCCAGUGCAGGCGCGUCGUGUGACCGAGACGCUCGGCACGUUGCUGGACUCGAAGAACACCAAGAUCCGCAAGCUGCAGUACAACGUGACUAAGGAGAGCAAGGCCUACAACGACACACUGCGGACGUUCACAGAGAAGUUGACGCAGUUUGGCAUCCCAGAGGAGGAAAUCCGAGCGCUCGGUUUCAAACCGCUGACCUCCAACGUCAAUGUGAACCCCGCGGGGCUCGUAGCGGUGGAAUAA